AUAUUUUAUGUUGGGAGAAGAAAAAUCUAACAAAAACUAUGUGGUGUUUCAGGCUGGCAAGUCCCCUUCUUCUGUUCUCCAGUCUCUGUAAUAAUAAAAACAACAAUAGCAAUUUCUUUAAGUAUACCUGUUAUUGACCAUGGCUGCUGCUGCUGCUGCUUCAAUGACUGUUGCGCAUUGGUCAACCCCAACUUCCCUCCACUUCUCAACUGCUAAGAACAGGAACGCAGCAGUCUUAUUAAACUCCUUACGCACUUGCAAAAUCACAGCAUCAUCGUCUAUCAGUAAAGUCCAAUAUGGAUAUGGAUACUCGAAGAGAAGCUCAAUUCUUACUGGUUUCAAGCCCUUUUCUUCUCCAGUCAUGGAGUUUCAGGAUUGCACGGUUAAGAUGGAAAUUGAUGUGCCUGUUGGGUUGGCUUAUAAGCUUUAUUCAGAUCGUGAAUCAAUUCCUCGUUGGAUGCCCUUCAUUUCAUCUGUACAGGUACUCAAAGACAAGCCUGACCUAUCACGGUGGUCACUGAAGUAUAAAGCACUUGGUCAGGAACUUGAAUAUUCUUGGCUUGCUAGAAAUAUGCAGCCAACCCCCAAUCAGAAAAUUCAUUGGAGAUCUCUGGAAGGUCUUCCUAACAGAGGCUCUGUUCGAUUUUUUCCUAAAGGUUCUUCAUCAUGUCUGGUAGAACUAACUGUUUCAUAUGAAGUUCCCCGAAUUUUGGCUCCUCUAGCAACAGCACUCCAGCCUUUGCUUGAGAGCUUACUCAGAGGGGGUUUGGAAAGAUUUGCAACACUUGCGAAAAGCACUUUGGCAGACUGAAUUCCAUGCUUCAAAUGGGGUAGCUGGAACUCAUGUCUAAUGAUCAUCAACAAUUUUCUUAGUUGGAAUAUUUACAGAAUCAAUAUGAUUAUCUUUCACUGGCAGCAUUGUUCCCCGUAGAAGAAGGGAGAAGUUUUCUUAUUAAUUUGCCAUUGAUUGUACUCAGCACCCUUACUUUGGAUUGUUGAUCAAUUCCAAAAAUAAUGAAAAGUUCAUGAUA
This is a messenger RNA of Populus trichocarpa (black cottonwood), 1031 nucleotides long. RefSeq lists its product as uncharacterized. Bases 140 to 811 code for a protein of 223 amino acids. The record is from RefSeq and is a predicted model, not a curated record. NCBI's taxonomy places the organism in Eukaryota, Viridiplantae, Streptophyta, Magnoliopsida, Malpighiales, Salicaceae. The transcript has 7 exons.